ACAAAAGGUAACACUCAAACAAACCAUCAUCGUAAUACGCAGAUAAGAUGUUCAGAUUUGCCACCCGUGCUGUUCGUGCCAAUGCUUUGCAGGCCACCAGAGCUCCAUUAGCCUCUAGAUUUGCUACUCCAGUUCGUUUUUACGCCGUGGCACCAAUCUCCAAAGAAGAAGUCACCAAGCGUGCUUUUGAAGCUUUGAAGACUGUGGCUGCUUUGCAAGAAUCCAAGUUAUCUGUCGAUGCCUCUUUCCAAAAGGACUUGGGUUUGGACUCCUUGGACACUGUUGAAGCUUUGGUCGCCUUGGAGGAAGAAUUUGACUUGGAAAUCCCUGACAAGAUUUCCGAUGAAAUCAAAACCGUCGGUGAAGCCAUUGAUUACAUUUACCAAGAAGAACAGAAUCUUUGAACUGGUCGUCUCCAUGUAUAUAAACCAAUUCCUGAUAUUUGACUUUAUCUAGUAUAAUAAAUAAAGUUCA
Messenger RNA from Yamadazyma tenuis ATCC 10573, 474 nucleotides. NCBI's taxonomy places the organism in Eukaryota, Fungi, Ascomycota, Pichiomycetes, Serinales, Debaryomycetaceae. The record is from RefSeq and is a predicted model, not a curated record.